AUGCUUCACGGCCAGAGGUUUAAUUUCGAUAACCGGCGACGACGGGCGCAACUCCAGCUUGUCCAACAUCCAGAUUCCAGAAUCCCAUCCCAUCCCACCCACACCCACUUGGGCGAGCGGUCCAUUAUCACGAAUCAUCUGAGCAUCGCUUCAGAUCAUCGGUUACAACCCGAACAUUAUCUCCGUCAGAUUGUCCACAGUCCUGCUUUCCAUCUGCCGCGCGCCGCGGCUACCACUUGUCGCCCUACAGAAGGACCUUGA
Messenger RNA from Podospora bellae-mahoneyi, 261 nucleotides. RefSeq lists its product as uncharacterized. Lineage: Eukaryota; Fungi; Ascomycota; Sordariomycetes; Sordariales; Podosporaceae. Bases 1 to 261 code for a protein of 86 amino acids. The record is from RefSeq and is a predicted model, not a curated record. The transcript is spliced from 3 exons.